CCUUCCAGCAGCGCUCAAAUGCCGCCACCGCCACCGCCACCGCCACGCAUCCUCGCCGGCGCACUCUCGGUCGCCGGGCGCACCGCCGCCGCAGGAUCGGCCGCGCCUGCGCCUGUGCGCCACCGGCUCGCGGAAUGGUGGAUGAUGUUCCGGGGCAUCGACAGCCCAUCCCCUCUCUCGCCGCCGUCGCCGCCGCCUCCGCCUCCUCCCUCUCCGGUGCCUUCGCCGUUGCCGGCUGCGCCGCCUCCGCCCGCUCCGCCGCCACGGCCUCCGCCGUCGCCGCCGCCCGACGCCUUCCACGCCGCGGUAUGGGUGGGACGCCUCGUCGGCCACAACCUCUUCGACCGGUCGCCCGCCGCGCCUCCUCGCCCGCCAUCGCCGCCGCCGGCGCCACGGCCACCUCCGACAUCUCCGCCCCGCCCACCGCCGCCGUCGUCGCCUCCCUCGCCGCCUCCCUCGCCGCCGCCGCCGCCGCCGCCGCCGUCGCCGCCGCCGCCCGCGCCUCCGCCCUCGCCUCCUCCGUCGCCGCCUCCGCCCUCGCACCCGCCGUACACGCCCUACUGGAGGGACGCACGCUGGAUCGGGUGGACCGAGGAGGACGCGCGGCUGUGGGGCGGUCGCGGGCCGCUCAACCGCCUCGCCAACCUCGCGGUGCCGUACCACACGCUCGACGAUGUGCUGGGCACGCAGGCGAACGCCGCCAAGCCGUCGCACUGGAUCGUGCUGCUGGGCUGCGUCCUGCUCGCCGCGGAGGUCCUCACCUUCCUCCUGAUCUACGUCUCCUGCUGCGUCGCGCCGCCCGGGAAGCAGACGGACGACGCUUCCGGCCGCAACCUUUCCCUCUCCGACCUGCCCCCGCACGGGCCAGCCUGGGCGCCGCGCCCGCUCUGCUCCAGCACACGCAGCGGGUCCGUGUACAGCGGCAGCGGCGGCGGCGGCGGCGGCGGCAGCUUGGGCGGCGCGCUGUGGAGCGGCCGCCCGUACGAGCGCGUCCAGACGGCGGCGACCCGUGGGCCGACCACGCGCGGCUGUUCGACGUGCUGGCCCCGCGCGAGGGAGGGGCCUACUCGGAUGACGACGAGGACGACUCGUCCAUCGGGUCGACGCGCGGAGUCUCCGGCCGCCGCUCGCGCCGGCACUCCCGCGCAGCAGAGGCGGGCGGAGGCGUCAGCCCCGUCGGCACCGCCAGCAGCCGCCGCUCGCUCGCGCAGGCAAAGGCGUCGGUGCCGCGUUCCGCCUCUUCGCCCGCCGAGCUCAGCGAGACUGCGGAGCCAGAGUCGCCGCUCUCGCGCGCGCAGCGGCUCGAGCAGCUCGCGCUGCAGGAGCAGCUCGCUGCGGCUGGCUGGAGGACACGUCCACGACACGAGCAGCUCGCGAGGCUGGCUGGCGCGGGGGGCUGCGCGCGCCCGCCGGGCGGUGGCCGCGCGCCGUUCGACGGACGCGCGGCAGAGGGGCGCGCGGAGAGCUUCCCGCGCGGCUUUGGGGCGAGGGCAAAGGUGGCGCCGCAGUCGGCGGCGCUGCAGGCGGCGCAGCAGCGGCGUCUCGCGCGCGCGCGCGCGGCGAGGGAGGAGGGGGGGCCUCCGGCGCAGUCGUUCACGGUGCUUGUGUGAGGGGCGAGGGGCGUGGCGCGUGGCCUCUACUGCCGGUCUGUGUGAGGGUGUCUGCAGUCUGGUCGUCGCCGGCCGACGCAUCUCUCACUUUCCGCUCGCGUUGUGUUACACCCACCCGGUAUCAAACUCUAUACGGCUUUACUGUCCC
Messenger RNA from Emiliania huxleyi CCMP1516, 1758 nucleotides. RefSeq lists its product as hypothetical. The transcript is spliced from 9 exons. The record is from RefSeq and is a predicted model, not a curated record. Lineage: Eukaryota; Haptophyta; Isochrysidales; Noelaerhabdaceae. The annotation marks the transcript as partial.